AUGGCUAAGGAAGAACACCAUCCGCUCGUUGAGGGUCAGGAUGUUGAUUCAGACGAGUACGACGAUGGCCCAGAGUCGUCGCGGAGUCGGGCAGCAUGGUCUUCCAGACAGCAGACUCGCUCUGGGCCAUGGCUAUCGUCUCCGGUCUUCCGCAUGGUCGCCGUGGCCACAAUCCUCGUCCUCUUCAUCGUCGUGUCGGCGGUGAUUGGGCUGCAGUUCCUCUCCUUCUCCCAACAGCGACCUUUACCUCCAGCAGGCCCAGAGUGCGCGGCACGCACGUCCAUGUGGUCUCCGGUUCUACGCGAUAUCCCGAUGAAAUACGCUCCGGUAGACUUCAACGGUUCAUUCAUGCACGAGAAUAUCUACCGCCAAGUCGGGUCCCCAGAAGUGGACGCCGCGUGGGAGGCGCUCGGCGUUGACUAUCGAGCAGGUGCCAUUUCCUACGAGGAUGGGCUCGCCAGCGGCCUAGACGAAUCAUAUGCUCAGAGAUCGCCGCAAUACGGAGGCGGGUUCAUCGUCAACGUCGAGGGCAUGCAUCACCUCCACUGCCUGAACCUAGUCCGGAAAGCGCUGUACUUCAACUAUGAUCACUACAGGGAGCUGGGCCACCAUGCAUUCAAGAACGACGAGUACAUUUUGCGCCUGCAUGUCAAUACCAUCCGCCAGGUGCUGAUGUGCAACGUCGACACCGGCGUCCUCGGCCAGGUCUGGGUUGAUCCCGAGAAGCCCAACGCCUUCCCGGACUUCAACACCAGGCACAUGUGCAAGGAUUACGAUGCCGUUCGCCGCUGGGCCAAGGAUCUGCAGGCCCCUCCUUUGGAAGACGUGCCGGGGGAUUUCCUCGCUCCGCCCAUCUACGGUGGUGUCAUGCCCAACACACCUUAG
This is a messenger RNA of Clonostachys rhizophaga, 885 nucleotides long. NCBI's taxonomy places the organism in Eukaryota, Fungi, Ascomycota, Sordariomycetes, Hypocreales, Bionectriaceae. The record is from the annotation of a GenBank genome assembly.